AUGGGCGAUAGCUAUUCUGCUACUUCUGGCCAUACAGCCACCACGGCCGUCAACCGACCAACAAUUGACACCAACACUGAGACCCAGGAGAAGCCGCAGUCCCCUAACAAUGAUCCUACACGUCUUCAGAGUCUCGACACUUCCGAUCAGAAGCGCCUGCACAGUCUCGAAAUCCCCCUCGACAAUGUUCGCUCUCCCCCUUCUCCCGCCGUAGGCGUCAACCCUGCUCUUUUCCGCAAGCAGACCUCCCUCGAUAUUGAUGACUACUUCACCGGUCCUCGUGAUAUUCAGAAGCACUCAAAAUGGCCUCUCGUCAUGCAGAUGCACGGCUCCAUCAUGCCCAAGCUGAUCAUCCCUCUGGUCGCUAUUGGCGCCUGGUCGACUGCCAUUACUCUCAUCCACAAGCAGGUCCACAACAUUUCUGUUGACUCGGUUCUGCUCACCAUUCUGGGUUUCGUCGUCGGUCUUAGUCUGUCGUUCCGAUCCUCGACUGCGUACGAGCGUUACGCCGAGGGUCGCCGAUACUGGGGUAUGCUUACCAUGGCUUCUCAGACACUGGGCCGUAUCUUCUGGAUUCACGCCAAGGAUGUCGCAGAUCAAGAUCCCCGCGAGACUAUCCUCAAGAAGAUUGGCGCGAUGAACCUCAUUGUUGCUUUCUCAGUUUCUCUCAAGCAUGCCCUUCGAUUCGAGCCCUACAGCGCCUACCCCGAUCUGGAGCAUCUCAUCGGCCACCUCAACACCUUUGCCAAGGAUGCCACUGUCGCUGAUCCUGAUGGCCCUGUUAUCAAGAAGAAGAACAUGUUCAAGUCCGUUGGAGAGUAUCUUGGCGUGUCGUUUGCUCAGAGCAACCCCCGUAAGGCUCUUAAGAAGACCGACAAGCCUCUUGGCAACCUCCCCCUCGAGAUUCUUAACCACCUCGCCAUCACCAUUGAUCGAAUGGUCGCUCAGGAGCAACUCCCUGUCCCAAUGCAGCAGACUCUUGCUUACAACCACCUCACCAUGAUGAACGACUGCAUGACGGGCUGUGACCGUGUUCUCAACACUCCUCUGCCCAUUGCUUACACCAUUGCUAUCAGCCAGAUCACCUUCGUCUAUGUAUUUGUCCUCCCCUUCCAGCUUGUCGAUAAGCUUCAGUAUAUCACGAUUCCGGCUUCUGUUGUCGCCGCUUAUAUCAUUUUCGGACUUCUAUUCAUCGGCCAAGAAAUCGAGAACCCCUUUGGACACGACGUCAACGAUCUCCCUCUCGAGAUCUACUGCGAUCAGAUUGCGGCUGAUAUGGAUAUCAUCGCGUCUCAUGAUAAGCGCGAGCCGGAUGCAUUCCUCCUCAGCCACAACAGCAUGCCUCUCUACCCUGUCAGCACUGCUUCUUCCAACGCCUGGAUGAAGCGAAGUGACGAGAAGCUUCGCCAGACCAUCAGGGACAAGCCAAACACCAUGUUUGAGUGGCGUAAGGAGAUUGCCCGCAAGAAGUUGAACGGUGGCAAGUUUGGCACCAACGACAUGAAGAUGAACCCUGGCGACCAUAACGUCUAG
Messenger RNA from Fusarium proliferatum ET1, 1533 nucleotides. RefSeq lists its product as uncharacterized. Bases 1 to 1533 code for a protein of 510 amino acids. The transcript has a single exon. Gene Ontology annotation, molecular function: chloride channel activity. The record is from RefSeq and is a predicted model, not a curated record. NCBI's taxonomy places the organism in Eukaryota, Fungi, Ascomycota, Sordariomycetes, Hypocreales, Nectriaceae.